UGCCAGGCAGCUGAUUGGAGUUUGAGACUGUGGGUUGGUGAGAGUGGAGAGCACAGAAUGUUGUUUGCUGGAAUGCUUCCCUCUGCCCACAGGAAGACACCUUUGGCGCAUGUGUUCUGGUCAGGGCAAAGGCUCCGUGGUUUCCACCGCAAGAUUGCAGGAGCCUUGAGGCCUGGGCCACAGUUUUCUCCCUUGGGUGUGCUCCAUGGAAGGUGGCUUUGGUGACCGCCCUGCCACUGGUCUCUCCCCAGGCAGGCAGGCAGCCUGUGCCUCCGCCUUGUCUCCAGUGGUGGUGUGGCUGUGCUUCUGCAAGGCCCGCAUCCACUCACUGUCUGCCCUCUGCACUCUCUGGCUAGCCAGGGCCCCCAGUAGUCUGCUCAUUGUGCCCUCACGCUUGGGCAGAGCCGAACUCAGGGGACCCAGGAAGAGCGGAGUGUUGGCCCGUCCAGAGUUCUUGGCGAUUGGUGUGUCAUGUGUGCCUCGUGCCCUGUGCUGAGCGAGAGUGGGCACAGCUGCGCAGACAACGCCCUUGGCGAGGCUGGAGCCUGGACCCCUGCCUGGCAGCAGCUGGGCGAACUGAUGUCUUCUGCCUGUGGGCCCAGCCUCACCUCAAUAGCUUACUGCUCCCUCAGGAGGGAGGAGGGGAGGCCUGGAAGCCUGGGCUUGGCGGGGUAAGGGUGGUGCAGGGGCAACACCUGUGGAGGAAACAGGCGGGGUUGGGGCCCACCAGCGUCUGCUGUCUGCUCUGUGCUGGGUUGCAUCUGUUGGUGUCUGAUCGUUGUCAGGGCCCUGUGGUGAAGAGACACACCUGCCGCUUGCUGCUUGCGAGGAAAGGGGGAGAUCCCCAACCCAGGAGCCAGAGGUGGGACUCCAGCACCCCCCAUUCCUGGGAGUUGGAAGUGAGGCACGAGCUCCCCAAUUCCUGGGCAUUGGGGAUGGGGUGUGGGGCCAAGGAGGGGAUGGAGACCAGGGUCUUGUGGUAGUUUGGUGGGAUCCUCAGAAGGUGUGGCUCUCCCCCUUCUGAGGAUGCAAAAACUCCCAGAGUUUUUGGCGAUUGAUGUGCCACGUGUGCCUUGUGCCCUGUGCUGGGCGAGUGUAGGCACAGCUGUGCAGAUGACGCCCUUGGCGAGGCUGGAGCCUGGACCCCUGCCUGGCAGCAGCUGGGCGAACUGGUGUCUUCUGCCUGUGGGCCCAGCUUCACUUCACUAGCUUAGCGCUCCCUCAGGAGGGAGGAGGGGAGGCCUGGUCAGUGGAGGUCACCACUGUGUUUCCUUCCGGGUGGGCUUGUAGUCACGUAGCAUCUAGGUUCAGACCCGAAGAGCUUGGAGCCAGGGGCUGGGGGGAACAGGGCAGGACCGGCCUUGGGGCAGCCCUGUCAGGCCCACCAGUGCCAUGUUGGUUGUGGGUUGGCAGGGCAGAGUGACCUUAAGAAGGGCCAGCUCAGUGGAGCAACAGGACAGAAGCUCACAUGGGGUCCAGCCCACAGGACCAUUUGAGUAGCUCUCCCAUAUCGGGUCCUUCGAAGCACAUGAUCUAGCUUUACUUUUUCUCCUUCGUAUUAGAAAAGUCACCAUAAUACCAUCAAGUCAUAAUUUCUGUGAUCUCAGUGCUUCAAGUAGGUGUGUAGCAAUUGCUGGAUGUGUCCUGAGAACUGUACCCCUUCCACCCUGGAGAAGCAGGGGCUCCAGAAAUUCACGCAAGUGGCAUGGCUCAUUGAUUGUGGGAGACUCUGGGGGGCUCCUAGCUAGUGCAUUAUGGGAACCGGGCUGUGGAGGUUGCAGGGCUCGCUGGCUGGGAGAAGCUGAAUGGAUGAAGAACCCUGGCCACUGCAGUGCGUGCUGAUGGUUGGCUGGCACAUAGAGGAGGUGGCAGGGCUGGGUGAGCAGCAGGAGCCAGGUUAGUGGGGAGGCCCGAGCUAAGCGCAGGGGCAAGUUCUGCGGGUGGGAGAGCCAGGAGGGCAUGGGGUGCAUGGUGAGAUGAAAACGAUGUGUGCUUGUGACAAAAAGCCCAGAAGAGGCAGUAAGGAGGGAGGAGUCUAUCCCUUACGGAGAGCACGUGGACUUCUGGGUGGGUGUCCUGCAGUUCCCUUCCUCCUGAGUCUUUUUAACUGGGGGUCCGGUGUGUUUGUGAUCAAUGACAUGUGUGCGUGUGCAUGUGUACCUUUGCGGGUACACAUGUGUGGUGUGUGUGCAUUUGCUUGGUGUGUGUGCAUUUGUGUGUGUGUGUGCAUGCAUGUGUGUGUGUUUGUGGUAGGUUUGUGCACACAUCCUGCAUACCUUUGUGCCUGGGAGUGGCAUGUGUGUGGUGGGUGUCGCUGUGCAUGAUGGAAUUGCAGCCGUGGUGCAUUUGUGAGAUUACCUCGGUGGCCUAAAUUGGGGAUUAGGAGGGCAUCCUCAGGUCCUUCCCACUGUCUGCUCGUCUGCCCACAGGCGGCUGUGCCCUAAACAGGAGGAGGCCAUUCACGCCUCGCCUGAGUUGUGUCCAAGGUGUGCGUGUGGCCAGGGGUCCAUCCGCUUCCCUCUAGCCCAGCCCCUGAACACAGCUGCAGUGCACGGCCCCACUCCUCAGCUCUGCUCCCCAUCCCAACUCGAAGACGCUGCCCUGGCCCUGUGUGUGCAGCUCACGUGGACUGGGAGGGCAGGGCAGGUGCAGGUCUUGGGGCAAGAGCUGGAGCUGUCUUUUCCUUCCUGCACAGCCGCAGAGCAGGUGGAUGGGGCUGCUUCCCUGCAAGGGCCGAGGGCCAGGCCCCCUGGGGAUUUAUUCCUGGCUUAGAAGGGUGGGGCCAGAAGCAGGCGUGGUGGGGAUUAGGGACUCAGCACCCCCAGCUCUCAGUCCAGCAGACAGACCCACCCCAGGCUGACUACAGAGGCUGCACCUCAGCAAACAGGCAUGUCGGGCCCCAGGCCUGUGGUGCUGAGCGGGCCUUCGGGAGCUGGGAAGAGCACCCUGCUGAAGAGGCUGCUCCAGGAGCACAGCGGCAUCUUUGGCUUCAGCGUGUCCCAUACCACGAGGAACCCGAGGCCCGGCGAGGAGAACGGCAAAGAUUACCACUUUGUAACCAGGGAGGUGAUGCAGCGUGACAUAGCAGCCGGCGACUUCAUCGAGCAUGCCGAGUUCUCGGGGAACCUGUAUGGCACGAGCAAGGUGGCGGUGCAGGCCGUGCAGGCCAUGAACCGCAUCUGUGUGCUGGACGUGGACCUGCAGGGUGUGCGGAACAUCAAGGCCACUGAUCUGCGGCCCAUCUACAUCUCUGUGCAGCCGCCUUCACUGCACGUGCUGGAGCAGCGGCUGCGGCAGCGCAACACUGAAACGGAGGAGAGCCUGGUGAAGCGGCUGGCUGCUGCCCAGGCCGACAUGGAGAGCAGCAAGGAGCCCGGCCUGUUUGAUGUGGUCAUCAUUAACGACAGCCUGGACCAGGCCUACGCAGAGCUGAAGGAGGCGCUCUCUGAGGAAAUCAAGAAAGCUCAAAGGACCGGCGCCUGAGGCUUGCUGUCUGUUCUCGGCACCCCGGGCCCAUACAGGACCAGGGCAGCAGCACUGAGCCACCCCCUUGGCAGGCGAUACGGCAGCUCUGCGCCCUUGGCCAGCAUGUGGAGUGGAGGGGAUGCUGCCCCUUUGGUUGGAACAUCCUGGGAUGACCCCCGACCCAGCCUCGCUGGGCUGUCCCCUGUCCCUAUCUCUCACUCUGGACCCAGGGCUGACAUCCUAAUAAAAUAACUGUUGGAUUAGAAA
This is a messenger RNA of Gorilla gorilla gorilla (western lowland gorilla), 3732 nucleotides long. It is a transcript of the gene GUK1, whose product is annotated as guanylate kinase 1. The transcript has 8 exons. Gene Ontology annotation, cellular component: cytosol. NCBI's taxonomy places the organism in Eukaryota, Metazoa, Chordata, Mammalia, Primates, Hominidae. The record is from RefSeq and is a predicted model, not a curated record. The coding region runs from base 2890 to 3483 and encodes 197 amino acids. Gene Ontology annotation, molecular function: GMP kinase activity. Gene Ontology annotation, biological process: purine nucleotide metabolic process.